This is a messenger RNA of Fusarium sp. VM40, 2565 nucleotides long. NCBI's taxonomy places the organism in Eukaryota, Fungi, Ascomycota, Sordariomycetes, Hypocreales, Nectriaceae. The record is from the annotation of a GenBank genome assembly.
AUGGAAUCGACAAUUGCCCCCAAACCUCGGCCUCGACCCGCGCAUACACAAGGAACUACUCGCUGCGCCUAUACCCCCGAUGGCAGUCGUCUUGUCACAGUAGGCGCCAACAACACGAUCCGUCUCUAUAAAACAGGCUCCGAUGGAGAACCGAUCAAUAUAGAUGAGUGCCAGGAACAAAACACCGCUGUUGCCACGAGCGACCAGUUCUUCGUCGUUGGUUCCGAGGAUGGCACCGUCAGCUUGUACUCUCUCGAAACAAAUGCUUUUGAGCGUUUCCUUACCCGCACAACGCUGCCGGUUCGGGAUGUUGCGUUGACAGCUGAUAGUCAAUGGUGUGCUGUUGCGAGCGACGAGCUGAGCGUCAAGAUCGUCAACACACAGGAUAUCUCAAAGGUCAAACACCUGCGGGAGCAUGGCCGUGCCGUACGAAACGUUAGCUUUGAUCCCCAGGGGCGAUUGGUUGCGCUUUCGGGCACAGAUGGAAUUGUUUACGUUUACUCCCUAACAGCCGAAGAGCCAGAGUUGAUUCGAAAGGUGGAUGGCAUCAUUGGUGCUUUGGAUGCGGACAGUGAGAACUCAACACGUGUAGCAUGGCAUCCAGACGGCAGGGCAUUCGCGGCACCCACCCCUGUGAAAGACAUUCAGGUCAUCUCGAAGAAUGACUGGGAGAAGCAAAGGUCUUUCGCUAAUGGACACUUGGCCGAUAUCACAGCUAUCGCCUGGUCCCCCAACGGCGCUAUGUUGGCAUCAACGAGCAAAGACGGCAAAGUGUUGAUUUGGGAAACCAAGACCCAAUCUGUCAUCGCGAGAUACGACUACCCUAAUGUCAUUGACUUGGUGUGGCAUCCAACAAAGAACAUCCUUUCCUUCACAACUAGCGACGGCGAAGUCUACAUCUACCCAGAAUUCCUAACGGAUCAGUUCUCACCUCUGUUGAAGUUGGACACACAACCCGCCCCUUUCAUUCACGACCCUCUUGCUGAGAUCUCUGCGAAUAGGAGGCCGCCUCCCGUUAACGGUCAAAAGCAACAGGGCCUUCCAACAAGACCUCGAAGAGAUUCUCUAGGAAGUCUCGACUCAUUCCUUGAAGGUGGCGAUGGCUACGGCGACGAUGAUUUCGUGGAGGAUGACGACGGUGCUGGAUACACUGCAGGGCUUGGCCAGAAGCGUGGUCGUGACGACGAUGAUGCUCUGGGUCUCUCCAAUAAGCGUCGACAUAUGCUCGAGCCGCAAUAUCACAAAGCAUUUCAGCCAGGAGCAACCCCAUGGCGAGGCAAUCGCAAAUAUCUUUGUCUCAAUUUGAUCGGUUUUGUUUGGACAGUCGACCAGGACAUCCAUCAUACCGUUACGGUGGAGUUCUACGACAACGAAUUCCAACGUAACUUUCACUUUACCGACACAUUCCUAUACGACAAGGCCUGCUUGACCGAGCACGGUACUCUAUUCUCAUGCCCACCCAAAGAUGAUACCCCUGCAGUGAUAUUCUACCGACCUCAUGAGACAUGGACACAACGAUCUGACUGGCGCACCGAACUACCUCGGGGCGAAGCCGUCAAGGCCAUGUCCCUGAGCGAGUCAUUCAUCACUGUCACAACCAGCGCCAACUACGUGCGCGUGUUUACUCUAUUUGGCAUGCCCUAUCGUGUAUAUCGACCGAAGAGCACACCGAUGGUGACAUGUGCUAGCUGGAGGGAUUACGUUUUAACUAUGGGCAACGGACCCAUGGGGGCAGAUGGCAACACUCGCCUCUUGUAUACUAUUGAAAACGUGAAGAGGGAUGAGAUUUGCCAGAACGAGGACACAGUCGCUCUCCCCGAAGGCGCUACACUCAAGAGCGUCUUCUUCUCAGAUAACGGUGACCCCUGUAUUUACGACUCAACCGGAACUCUUCUUACGCUACUUCACUGGCGGCAGCCUUCUAGAGCGUCAUGGGUGCCUCUUCUAGACACCAAACUGCUUGAUCGUCUCGCGACAGGCCGCAAGAAUGAAUCAUACUUCCCUAUUGCUGUCGCUGACAAUAAGUUCCACUGUAUCAUCCUCAAGGGUGGUGAACAAUACCCCUAUUUCCCUCGCCCUCUGCUUUCCGAAUUCGAUUUCUCUAUUCCUAUAUCCUCAGCACCGAAGCCUCCCAAGCGUAAAACUCGCGAAGGGUCAGAAGAUCUCGACAUGGCUGAUGACGACGGUGACGAGGACGAAGAAGAGGACGGUUCCUCGGAAACACGCAAACUUGAGCAGCAGUUCAUGCUCCACAAUGUGGAAGCCGCUCAGCUCCGGGAUCUUGUUGAGGCUACGUCAGGCAGCCAUACUCAGCGUUCGCAGCUAUCUCGCCUUGAGCUUGAGAUUGACAAGACGCUGCUUCAGCUCCUAGCUGUUGAGUGUCGUGAGAGCGAGGAUCGAGGCAUGCGUGCACUUGAGAUGGUUCAGCUGAUGAGAGACCGUACGGGCCGUAUGAUGGAGGCUGCGGGCAGAGUGGCAGAACGAUAUGGAAGAACGAUUCUGGGUGAAAAGAUUCGUGAGGUUGGCGAGAAACGAAUUGGAGGCUUGGAAGAUGACGAUUUCUAA